Chanos chanos (milkfish) is the source of this 1728-nucleotide messenger RNA. Its product is annotated as adhesion G protein-coupled receptor E3-like. NCBI's taxonomy places the organism in Eukaryota, Metazoa, Chordata, Actinopteri, Gonorynchiformes, Chanidae. Gene Ontology annotation, biological process: adenylate cyclase-activating G protein-coupled receptor signaling pathway; cell surface receptor signaling pathway. The record is from RefSeq and is a predicted model, not a curated record. Gene Ontology annotation, molecular function: G protein-coupled receptor activity. Bases 1 to 1728 code for a protein of 575 amino acids. The transcript is spliced from 12 exons. Gene Ontology annotation, cellular component: plasma membrane.
AUGUCCUCCCAGUCACUGCGUGCACAUGUCGGAGAAACAAUUAAUGUGACUUGCCCAGCCCGUGAUUCUGGGCGGGGAACCAGAAAGUUUGUCUGUAAGAAACCGUGUGGUAUCAAUGACUUCACCAUCAUGUCUGAUCAGCCAUCGUAUGGGAGAUACACAGUGGAGACCUCAGGAACAGGAGAGUUCAUUGUGACCAUCAGUAAACUGCAGAAGUCAGAUGCUGGGACGUACCAGUGUGGAGCGGGCGCCUUUACAUAUUAUGACGUGGAUGUCACAGUUGUGGGCGUGGUGAAACCAACAGACACAGAAGAGCUCCUCAACUUUACCUCCAACACCACUGAGGUCAAAGUCUACACUGUUGGACCAAACGCCACUUUAGAAAGCAUCACUCGACUGAAUAAUACUGCCGCUCUCCUGGAUAUCGACAUCAUCAGUAUCGCCAAGAACAACAAGGGACAUGCAUCUGUGGCCUUCAUGACGUAUGACAACAUGUCAGAAAUACUGAAGCCCACCUUCUUCCCCUCAAAGAAAGACACAGUCAACACUAUGAUGUCCACAGUAGUCUCAGCCUCCCUGCCCAAAACCACCAACAAAACACUUACCAAUCCAGUUAACUUCACCCUGAAACACAUCAGAGAGAUGGAUCCUACAGGAACCCUUUACUGUGUCUACUGGGACAAAACUGCAUGGAGCACAAAUGGCUGUGUGAGAAUCAGUGAGGAAAAUUCCAAUGAUACAAUCUGUUCCUGCACACACUUGUCUACCUUUGCUCUCCUCAUGCAAACUGAAAAAUUACCUGAGAGUCAUCGCUUGGAGCUGCUGAGCACCAUUGCUUUUGCAGUAGGACUGACAUUCCUGUUCUUGGCUGUUUUGACCUUCAUCCUGUUUCGUAAGAACUCGAGAGUGAGCAGCGUACUUCGAAUGAACCUCUGCAUCUGUCUGCUGCUAGCACACCUCCUCUUCCUGCUUACUCAACGUUUUCUCUCUAACAUCUCGCCUUCUGCUCAGGGAGCAUGUGCUGUGUUUGCGGGAAUAUUGCACUUCCUUCUUCUCUCUGCAUUUGUGUGGAUGUUCCUUGAGGCCAUAACUCUCUUCAUCUCAGUGAAGAACCUAUCAAAGAUCAAAUCCAGGCGGAGGGAGGUGCUUCACUGGAAAUACCAACUUGUGAUUGGUUAUGUGGUCCCCACUCUUGUGGUUGGUGUAUCUGUGGCUGUUCAGCGUGACGGUUAUGACAGUGAGACGUGCUGGAUUAAGUUGGAGACGAGCUAUGUGUGGAGUUUUUUGGGUCCUGUUUGCUUCAUUCUUGCAAUGAAUUUGAUCCUCUUCAUCACCAUCAUCAUCACUCUUCAGUGUACACUGAUGCACCUGAGCGGUGAUGUCUCGCAGAUCAAAACCAGCAGGACUAUGGUGUUCAAAGCACUGGCCCAGUUUUUUAUACUGGGUUGCCCCUGGAUACUAGGGUUCUCCAUAAAGCAUGGUGAAGGGGUGGAGAUCAUCUUCCUACUCCUCACUUCUCAGCAAGGCACCUUCAUCUUCCUGGUCCACUGUGUCCUCAGUGAAGAGGUAAAGCAGAAUCAAGUCAGAAAGCAGUACAAAAAGUUGUGGUACACCCUCUGCCCUCACCAUGAGACCAAUGAACAGAUGACACAGAAUGUGAGGACUGUCCAGAGUACCAUUUACAGUAAUGACGCUGAUCCUAGUGUUGACCUGGAUAAAAAGGAUUAG